Messenger RNA from [Torrubiella] hemipterigena, 5703 nucleotides. Lineage: Eukaryota; Fungi; Ascomycota; Sordariomycetes; Hypocreales; Clavicipitaceae. The record is from the annotation of a GenBank genome assembly.
UGCGAGGGAAAGCUUCAGCAAGUGACGACAGUGAUCUUCCGCCAUUGCACAACCCGACAGCCUCUUUUUAAUUUGUCGACAUCAUGGCGACCUCGCUUGCCGCGCAGCUGGCGCAGGUUGCUGCGAAUUCCAAAUCGACUCUCAACGUCAAGGCACAGAAGGCAGCGCACUCCAAAUCCUUGAUCUGGGAACCUCGAGUUGCCGCCACUCAGAGUUACCAGACUCUCUACGCCAACUGCCACCAAGGAUUUGAAGACCUUUGCCAGCUUGAUUCGAGAUUUGCUCAAUUCCAAUCCACCAUCUUCAGCGAGGAAAGCGUCGACCAGGACCGCACCCAACUCACCGCUGCCGAGAAUGAACAUUUGAACCAGCAAGUCGAAGCGUUCCUACGUCUUGUUGGUGGCCGCCUCCGUCUGAUGCCUGCAAUCAAGUCGGUUGAGUGGCUCAUUCGUCGAUUCAGAAUCCACGAAGAAAACACCGUCGCUCUCGUUCUCACGUUCCUCCCAUACCACACCAUCCCCGCCUUUGCGACUCUACUUUCUAUCCUUCCUUCCAAAGUUCCUCAAGAAUUUCGUUUCUUAGAUCCCUAUAUUCGAUCGCUGACCAGCCCACCCCGACCCGUUCUGGUCCACCAAGCCAUUCACCAUAUCGACUUCUUGAUACUCGUCUCCAGCUAUGUUCUUGAGUCGUGCCGAAGACAAUUCCAAUACCCUGCGCUUAUUGCAUUCUGGGGUGGACUCAUGACCGAAGCUGUGGGUGGUCUGGCUGAUAAGUCAAAGUCUGGCCGUGCCGCCGUUCAACUUGACAAUACGCAGAACCUCCUACAACGCCUCGGCCCAAUCUUUGGAGAGGCUCUGACUAUGAAGACCGUACCUGGGCUUCAAAUUGCAGCAUACAUGGCCACAUCCAUCUUCGUUGCCAAGGGACGCCUAGAUGAUGCCGCUGUCAAUGCGUUUAUGCAACAGACUGUUCACGGAUGGACCAGCGAGACUGUUCGUGCAGGUCUGGUUUGCUUAACCAUCCUCGCCCAGUUCCGAUCAGCGAAACAGACCGGCAAAUCAGUGACAAAGGCUUUGAUGAGAGUCCCAAGCAUUGGUGCGCUACUUGUCGAGAUUGGAAGGGAGCGCCGUGUUGACAAAUUGGCCAACGGUCUUUGCUUAUCUCUUAUUGAGCGAUUGGCCAAAAAGGGCGAUGCUAACGGUCUUCCUACCAUCACCACUAUUCUCAACGGUAACAUUCUUCAAGCCAAGCAAGUUUCCGUUAUCUUCAAGUCGCUCCUUUUGAGCGCGCACACACUGAAUGAUGAUUCAGAUGAGGAUGGUGCUCUGAGACGCAGUGUUGGCUCCGUAUUAAUUGCUCUAUCCCAGGCUUCUGGUAAGACAGGCGAUAUUAUCCAGUCAGUUCUUCAAGAUCAGCAGUUUGACAUUGAGGAGUUGGAAAUGAAGCUGGAUCUUUCCUUCAGAACCAGAGCUGUUGUAGACGACGCCGAAGACAUUUCCGAACCACAGGCUCCUGUCACCAAGCCUGUCGACCUAGCGGGCUCGCUGGAAAAGCUUAGUGUCAAAUCUGAGAGCCUUCCGACUUGCCUUGUUGCUGAAAAGAGCGAGCUCUUCAACGAGCUCAGCCACGUUUUCUUCUCGAUUGUGUCAGAACAAGCCAAGCAUGGCGAUCUUUUGGCCGAAUUCGACGGCUCUAGCAAGCUCCACAAGGCUUCCGCUCUUAAGGAUUCUACAUAUUUCGGAUUCUUUAUCCAAAUUUGGUGCGGUCCCUACCCCGCCCUCGCCCGUGCCGCUGCUCUCAGCAUGGUAAAGAACGCCUUGAAGGAAGAGACUGGUGUCAAUGCUGAUCCCCAGUGGCUGCUCCCGUAUAUCCUAGUUGCUCUCGUUGAUCCGUCCAAGCGUGUCAGACAAGCUGCUGUCGACUUGGUUGCCGUCAUAGCCGCUCGUUAUACUCCAGGAUGCUCAUUAAAGCCCGUCUGGGGUGAGAGCUCCCUGUACAACAAGAGCAAGGAUAUCAAGAGCCUGUCCACCGAGGUUGCCACACGCCUUGUACACUUGCAACUAUUGCCCAAUGGUGAAGAGUGCGUUAUGGAUCCCGAGCGCAUUACUAUUGCUAUUAAGGAGGCCGUUGAACAAGGCAAAUACCACGGCAAUUCUGGCGCUGCCUUUGAUAAGAAGGACCACAUGGCAUCGGCUUCGCGGUUAUCCAUCCUCACAUUUUUCUCUGCUCACGCUGUUGCCACCCCGCUGCUUGUCGCUAAAACAAGGCUGCUUAGCAUGCUGAAUGAAAUCCGGGGUGUAUCGUCAACCACACGAACUCAAUUGCUACUUCCAGCGCUGCAAUGGUGGUCAUUCUUAAGCCCCGAAGAAGCCUUGGCCAGAUGCAAGGCUGAACAACUCGAAAACGCCGCCGUCGAUUCUCAGUUUGUGGAUAUCUUGGUUGCCAAUGACGCUGAUGGCAUUGAGUUUGUCUUUGACGUUCUAUCGAAUGAGACUGUGUGCCAAAAGGAGGGCCUGGUGAAGGCCGUUUUCGCUCGUAUGCGUAAGAUGUGGUCGCAAAUGAAGGAGGAUAUUCAGUUCUCCAUUGCCGAAAGACUGCUUGACAUGUCUCAGCAGCAAGGCGAUGCUGAAGGCGACAACCAGCUUGUCUCUAUUGAGGCUGCAGACCUCCUCCGCACUGUUCCUCUUACUACAUCCGUCCUUUCGUCUUACUUGGAUUCUAUUCAGACUGGAACCAAGAUGAUUACUGAGCCUCCUCCUAACAAACGCCGCCGAUCUAGUGCAUCUGCGGGUGACCGCUCACUGAUUGCCCAAGUCACGCCUGAAUUGACGCAAGCCCUCCGAAAGGUCACCUUUGUGCUCCAGCUUGUCGAUAACUCGGAGCCAGCUACUCAUGCCGAGCUCCUUGACGGUCUUUUCACAGCCCUAUCUGAGCUUCAGCAUUUCCGCACAGUUGUUGGCUCUGAGCUUGGAUAUCUCCAGAACCUCAUUCUCCGAAGCUUGCUUGCCAUGAUGCCUACAUACAAGGAGAACAAGUCGCUCAAAAUUGACAGCUCUGGUGGCUACGGCGAUCUCUUGGUCAACUGCAUUCAAAAGUCUUCAAGCCCUGUGGUCCAGAACGCGGCACUGCUGCUUGUUGCAAACCUGGCAACCAUUGCCCCCAACCUGGUGCUUAACAGUGUCAUGCCCAUCUUCACAUUCAUGGGCACCUCGGUUCUGCGCCAGAGCGACGACUACUCAGCACACGUUGUCUCGCAGACAGUCAAGGAAGUGGUGCCACCUCUCAUUGCCAGCUUGCGCAAGGGAUCAAGAAACCCCAUCACUGGAGCUUCUGAUAUCCUUGUCAGCUUCACCACUGCCUAUGAGCACAUUCCUCCCCACAGACGCCAGUCUCUUUUCCAUGCCUUGGUUGAGACUCUUGGUCCCAAGGAAUUCCUCUUUGCAAUUGUCAGCAUGCUCAUCGACCGAUAUGAGCCCACCGACGACCUUCUCCAAUUCAUCGUUGACCUCUUGGACUUUUUCAGCAUUGAGGUUCAGCUUGAGACACUUGUUAAACUUGUUGAACUCAUCUCUGAUCUGUUUAAGCCUAAGCCUGGUAUCUCGGCCACACUCCUCGGUGUUAGCGGCGAAGCUAGCGAUAAGAGGGACACUGGCAAACUAGCUCUGCGUCAACUCGUUGCAUUCCCUAGCUUAAUCACUGGCCGCAAGCUCACUACCCAGAUUUCCAAGUUGGGUGACCGCGAUGAUAUGCAGGCAUCGGAGAUUCGCACCUUGUACUCUACGCUGCUUGAGAACACACUCAAAUUGUCCGAGACAGUCAAGACCGACAAGCCUCUGCGCAACCGAUGCGGCGCCGCACUUGCCAAUCUCCUCAACCUCCUCUCCAUCAGUGAAUUCAUCAAGAGUGCCGAGAACUUGCUCGAUCGCCCCGAUAUUGCACUCCGUCAGAAGGUUCUGCGAGCACUCGAAGCCCGCGUGGAAACAGAACGCAACAACGACCCCGAUGCUAGAAUUGCGCUUCUCACCUUUCUGCCUCAGCUUACCGCUGUCAUUCGCGAGUCUGACGACAUCCGUUACAAGUACACUGCCGUUACGUGUGUUGAUAAGAUUGCUGAGAAGUACGGUAAGAAGGAUAUCGAAGCUGUGCUCGCAGCCGCGGCUACUAUUGCCGGUGAACACUGCUUGGGCCAGUCGGAUGCUCAGCUGCGCAUCAUGGCUCUCCUGUGCCUGACAUCACUUGUCGAUGUUCUCCAGGAUGCUAUUGUGCCAGUCCUGCCCGUUGCGAUCCCUCAAACUGUCACCUAUCUUCGCAUGAGUGUGCAGGAUGGCACGGUCGAUUCCGAACUUCACUCAGCCUGCUACGGCUUCAUCAGCUCGCUCGCCGAACAGUUGCCAUACAUGCUGUCGUCGUACGUGGAUGAGAUUUUGGAAAUUUCCAACAUCUCUGCCUCUACUGAUGAAGUUGACAACGAGACCAAGGAAAACCGCGUGUCUUGCUUGGAAGUGUUGGCAAAGACUCUCGAUGGCAAGGACUUGUUUACUAGCAUUGCUAAGAACUGGCAGAGUGCUUCCACCUGCGGUCCCCACGCCAUUGCGGAGCUGCUCAACAUCUUGGGUGUUGCCAUUGAGAAGCACUCCAAGCCUGUCAUUUCCAAGAACUCCAACAUUUUGGCCAGCCUGUUUAUGGACGCUUUUGACUUGCGCCGCCGUAUUGCUGAGACGAGCAACGAGCAAGAGGACGUGCGGGCCAUGGUCACGAGCAUCGAGGCAAGCGUCAACGAGAGCGCCCUCAAGAUGAUCUACAAGCUGAACGACGCUGCUUUCCGCCCCAUCUUCCAACAGUUUGUCGAAUGGCCUGGCACUGGUCUCUCCAAGUCCAACUCUACAGGCCGUGCAUGCCAACGCCUCAGCGUCUACGGAUUCCUGGAGACCUUCUUUAACAACCUGAAGAGCAUUGUUACCAACUACUCUACCUAUGUUCUCGAGGAUGCCGUCAAGAUCCUCAAGGCCUCCAAGCCCAAGUCUGGAGAUGUUGAGCUGCAGCUCUGGAACCGGGUUCUGUCAACACUGGCCAAAUGCUUCGAGCAUGACCAGGACGAUUUUUGGCAAGCCCCUGCGCACUUUGGAGCCAUCGAGCCCGUUUUGAUGGCACAGUUCCUCCAUGCGCCCAGCGUCAAUGUCGAGGAGGUUCUUAUCCCAGCCACUGUUGAGCUCGCUGCUGCCGCCGACUCGCAGACUCACCAGAAGGAGCUCAACGCAUCGCUGCUGAAGCUUCUGCGCUCCGAGCAGACGGCUGUUCGUCUUGCAGCUGUCAAGUGCCAGCAGGCCCUUACUGAUAGACUGGGUGAGGAGUGGCUUACUAUGCUGCACGAGAUGCUGCCUCGCAUUGGCGAGUUGCAGGAUGAUGACGAUGAGGUAGUUGAGAGAGAGACUCAUCGAUGGAUUGUUAAGAUUGAGGCCGUUCUGGGAGAGAGCCUGGACUCUAUGCUGCAGUAAGAAUAUCCUACAAGAUAUUUGACACCCAGUUUAUUGUUUCCUCCGCCGGCGCUCUUAUCUGAUGUAUUUUCUUUUCCUACGUUUUUGCAUAUCAUCGUUUGGCAAUGGUAGUGCCUUACACACUUUUUUUUAUAACGCAGUAUAGCUUUUAUGAGACAUCAAUUGAGAAGAAAAGUAAAAUACUUGAUGCACAAAAUAUCCAUCCUGC